Molecule: messenger RNA, 2323 nt
Organism: Schistosoma spindalis
Lineage: Eukaryota; Metazoa; Platyhelminthes; Trematoda; Strigeidida; Schistosomatidae
Source: the annotation of a GenBank genome assembly
AUGCAUAUAUCCGGACAGCAAAGGUUUUUUCCUGAAGGUUGGGCAAAGAGAGCAAAUAUACCUGGAAGAACGAAUGAUAAUAAUGCUUUGUCCAAGCCUAGCAAAGUAAAUGCUGUUUCUGAAAUUUUCAGUGAGUACAAUAAUUCAAAACGAUGUACUCAGGCAGUUGAUCGAAUAAUUGAAAGUAUUCAACAAAGGCAAAAACUAACCCAGAGGAAUGGAAGUAAUCAGGUCAAACCGACCACAUACAGCCACCCCCAACCAACGUUUUUGAAUCCUCAAUCCUGUCAUCAUAGAUUACCAAGUGAAUUUGUUCAACGGUCACGUGUUCAACAAAUAAUCGACGAUUUUCUUCACAAAGCCAGAAAACGAGGACUAGGUGGUCGGACGUCUAAAGAAAGAAAUAACCCUCCAGAGGAAAUUCAUUGUCAUCCAGUCAGUCGCCAACCAUAUAAGCCUAGGGAGGGAAAAGAAAUCAGUUUCGGUGUUAAGGAAGAUUUGCCUCCAGCAGAGCAUAAAAAUCUUCUACUUGAUGCAAAUCGGAGCAAUUUUGAUACUGAAUUUCAUCAUACAUGUUCUUCAGGGAUUUAUUCACCAAGUUUUAGUAUUCGAUCGGACUCACCAGAUUUAUUUGAUCCACAAAGAAAUAAAGUUAGUUCAGAAAAUGAUCAAAAACAACCAGUGAAUAUAAUUGAUAAAGAAACAAGCUUUGGAUUGUUUAAUCAUCUUCAUGAAAUCCAUUUUUCCAAGUCUGAUUACGACGAAAUAAUUCAACCUUCUGACUUAUAUUUUUCCCAGUACUCCCGAAAAAUGCAACAGUCUCCUAAAAUGGUAGAAGUCCCAUUAUUUCCAGAUAAUAACUCAAUCAAUAAUUUCCCAGUUAUCAACAACAGAAGUGCCCAUGCCAUGGAAAGUAAAAUUAUACCUACAAAUGUAUAUCAUAAUAGACCGCGUAUUUUAUCCCAAAAUCAAUUUAAUCAAUAUGAAGAUCAAUCACCUAGAUCUUAUGAGGUUGGAUUGUGUAAAAACUGUCAAAUGCUGUACACCAAACAGACAAAUACAAACUUUCAAAUUGAUAAUAUUUUAAAUUCUAAUCCAAAUGUUUUUCAAAACAUUCAGAAAUCUAAUUCUACCAACAAGUCUUCACAAGAUAAUUGGAAAUUUAACUUCGCUAAUCAACGAUAUAAUGUAAAUAAUUUCAAUUUUUAUCCAGUAGAAACAAAUAGAGAUGAAUUUCAGGAUUUUUUAGAUGACUGUAAAUCCAGACAUGGUAUGACAACAAGCUUUGAACAAUUCAAUGAACACAAUACUUGCUGUAUGAAUAAUUAUUUCGAAAAUUUAGAGAAUGAUCAAGUCUUUAAACAUAAUUUUCAUAAAUUCACAAGUAAAUUUACAAAAGCUCAUCCUCAUACACUCAAACAUUAUGAGUCUUCAUCAGAGUUUAAAUUAGUGUUACCUUUCAAAGUAAUCAAUACUGAAUGUAAUAAGUUAAAUGAAACCUAUAUAUGUAAUCCAGAUAGACUAAAUGAGGAUAUUGUCAAGCAUCUUCAAAAUGAACAAAAGAAUGACUUUAUUUACGAUAAAAACGUUAACGCUCUUAAGCACACAGAUUAUUCAAAAAGUGAUCUAAAUUUAAAACAAGAAGAAAAGAUUCAUUCAUUAGGUUUAUCCUAUUUACCUGAUAAAAUAAACAAUCUAAAAUGUGCUAAGACAUCAACAGUAUCAACUCAAACAUAUUCUCCGGAUGAAAGAUGUGAAGGUACAUUUUGUAUCCCAUAUAGGAAACGAAAUUUUAACAUGGAAAAGACAUAUUGCACAAAAUGUCUAGAUGGUUCAAAGUUUAAACGUAAGACUCCACCAACAGAGGAAAUAAACACUCAUGAUGAAUCGAUUAUUACGAGUAACUUCAUCACUGAACAACUGCCGAUACGAUCAUCUACGAAAAACGACAUUUACAAACCACUAGCUACAUCGACACCCUCUGGUGAAAGGGCCGAUGACAAUAAAAAAAUCGAUGAGAACAAAUCUAAAUUGAAAACUAAACAACUAACAGAUGCUUAUUACAGUUUUCAGAUACCUAGAAAAAUUACAAGAGAUAUAUCUCCUGACACCAUUAUGAACAAUACGGAUGAAAGUGAAUCAUUUCUAAUUUUAAAUUUAUUAAAAUCAGCAGGUAAAAGUAUCUCAUUUGAAAAUAUUAAUAAUGAAGAAUAAGAAAUUGUAAAGUUCAGAAGACGAAAUACUGUUCAUGGUUGCCUUCAUUGAUUGUUAUACUGAUUUGGUUAAACAGUUCGGUAAUUUAAAUAAACAUAAUUGAUGCUAA